CAGGUUUUUCCUGAAUCUCUUCUUUCUCAAAGAGCAGCGAGUGGCCUGAACCCAACUUGGUAGUCGAGGGUGUGGAUCAGCUGGCAAAGUGCUGCCCGGCCCAGAUCUCUCUCCUGCCCCUGUCACUGUAGCACACACCUCCUCAGUCACUCUUUAGGGCUGAGAGUCUUUCCAGGUAGUUCCUUUAUAGAAACUAAGGUGUCCUGGGAUUGGCACCUCCCAAGCUUUAGUCUCAGGACCAGGACCCUGGGAUGGUCUACCCUGGCUUCAUGAGCCCAGGCUGGGUCUAAGGAAAUUGCCAUUUGAGGCACCCCUGAUUUGUCGCUGGCUCCUGGCUCACAGGAAGAGCCAAGGGCCUGGGAUUGGAUAUGGGGGCCAGAGCGAAUGGAGGGAAUGCACAGCAAAGCCUCUCAGUGCUCAGACUCACAGCUCCCUUGGGGUCCAUGAAGGUGGAUGGCUGUGGUGUUCUCGGGAGUCUGGUUGACCCUGGAAAGGGCCUGGCCUCACACUGACCUCUCCUUCUUAUGCUGGGAGUAGACGACACAGCCAAACUGACUACCUAGCAGGGAAGCCUCAGAAAAGUAAAUUACCCAGGGAAGAAACUGAUUCCUAUAACCCCUCCUUAACCCUCGGGCUUCCUGAGAAGAAGCAAUGGGCAGUGGUGUUUAGCUCCCAGGAGAAACUUCAUGAAGAAUAGAAAGCAGGCUCUCAGGUAGCAUCUGCUGGAAUGACGGGCGUGCAGGCUGUGUGGGUCCUGGGGACACGGCUCCUGUGGAGGCAGGGCGAGGGUGGCUCCGUUCUUGUCUUACAGACUCAACGGGAGUGUCGUCCCAUCGCCUGCAGCGUGUGGGGAGCAUCCUUGCUGCCCUGUAUCCUUGCCCUCAUCCUGUUUGGGUGCUGCCUUGAAGCUAGAUGGAGGUGGGGAGACUCUUGGCUCUAGGCAUACCCCGCUAUGGAUGUUCUGGUCAAUCCCUGGGUAGCCAAAGAGAUCUGUCCUGUGUCCUUCUGGAAUAUGAGGACAGGUGCACAAGAGGCCUCUUGGCCUCAGUCUGUUGUGGGGGUGGCUCAGGCCCCUCUUGCCUGGCUAGCACACUUGCUUUGCUAUUAAUGCUGUAUAAUUUUCAGCUGAGGUGGUCAAGAUCCCCACCUUUGCCCUGCUGCCAGCAAAUACCCUGGGUAAGAUGAGAAGGUCCUGCUUUGCUGCUGGCCUGCCAUAAGUUCAAGGGUGCCCUGAGCCACUUACCUUGCUUUCCUGUGCUCACCCCUCAUGUCUAACAUGGGGGCUGUGACUCCCCCACAGCCAGGUGGCUUGUGUGGGUCCAGGGGGCAAGGGGUGUAUGAACCAGUCCUUCGAGGGGGUGGAGUACACAGUGGCGGCUCCCUGCCGGCUGGUGUCUGGACCUCAACACUUUGGCUGGCAGGACUCAGGGGCACCGCCCAGAACAGGGCAUUCUCUUUCUGACGAAAAGCCUCCCAAGCUUGUUAUGAGUGUCUUUUCACUUGAAGCUGAGUUAUCCAGGAAGGCCCAGAUGGUGGUGUGAGGUGGGCAGGGAAUUUUCAGGCUGGGAUUUUCCUAAAGCCUACAGACAGGCUCAACCCGUCUGGCAUCUCCUCUUGGGUCCGAGCAUCCUGCCCUGAGGCCUCUGCAGAGUGAGGCGCGGCCAGACCGGUUUGGGAAUCAACCCUGCUGUCUCCAAGGUCCCCCAGAAUUCAGUUCCCAGAUGAGGUCACACACCUUGAGACUCCCAGCUCCUGCCAACCAGGUAGCGCUUGGGGAGGGGAGUGGGAGCGUGCGAGGAGCCUUCCGGAGGGAGGGCUCUUGAGGAGUCCCUCUCGGGCCAGGCUGGACUGCAGGACCUUCAAGCAUGAGGAAGCAGGUAGGGCCCAGCAGGGCAGGCCAUGAGCCUCAUUCACAUCCUGGGCUGACCAAACCAUCAACCUGGUCAGUCCUCCCUUCACAUGGGGCCCAAGCGUGUGCGUGGACGAGAGGGGUGGACAGAGAUGGAGAGGGACAGGGUCACUCACAGCUGGAGGGCUAGCGGACAAUUCAUCCCUGUUUUAACUUUCCUACUCACAGUCUGGGAGAUAACAGAGCAGAGUGUGGGAAUGCUCUAGAAAAACCAGCAGUUGAAACUCAGGGCACCGUACUGUUGCUGCUGGUGGUAAUGCAAUGAUACAGCUGUUUUGUAGGAGAGGAAGAUUUUCCCCCAAGGAAAACAUCUCUGUUCCAGGGGUCAGCUGUCAGGGCCACCAGAAUCCACUCUACAACCCCCAGGAAUGAUGUCUCCUGUAAUUAGGGGGACUGCCUAACAGUGGCCCCAGCAGCUGAGGCUACAGAGUUCUCCCCUCCCACCUGCCCCGGGGCCCCCUCACUCCUGGGUCCUAAACACACCAGCUGUAGGACCUCAGCAGAUCCACUCCCUGCUGUCAGCUCUAGGCACCUGGGCAGGGUGAGAUCUCUGGAGCCCUUUCUAUCUAUAGCCCAUACCUGGGGAGGGGCAUGUCCAGGCCAGGUGUGAGGAUGGCCAGCUCAUCCCAUAGCACCUACAGAGUGAGAAGAAGUCAAGGCUGGCCUCAGCCCUGAGAAGCGUGACCCUGCUGUGAGACCAGGGCUGAUUCAUGGGGCCACAGACUUCAGAGAACACAGCGCCCACCCCCUCUUUGACAUAUGGCCCAGAGAGAGGAGGAAGUUGUCUGAGGUCACACAGGAAGUUGGUAGCAGACUGGGGACAAGAAGCUGGGAUAGCGAUGAAUCACAGGAAUGGGAGGUGGGCGGGAUGUGCUGAGCCAUCUCCUGGGGAUGUGCCUGCUCUCAGAUAUGUGGCAUGACAGACUUCGGAGGAUAAAAGGGAAACCAUCCUGCAUCAGCAGCAGGGCCCCUGCCCUGUGGGGUGACUGUGGUUGAAUCAUCCCCUCUUGGGCCUCGAUUUCUGUUUCGUAAAACAUGGACAUCCACAUCCAGCCUCUCGCCUGGGGAUUUGUGAGACCCAGAUGAGGGAGAGGUUGCAGGCAGUAGGGAAAAACGAAGGGCUGUCUGUGUGCCCUCAUGAUCCCCUUAGGUCCUCCUAAGGAGUAGGUGAGCAGGGCCCUAAUGGUCAUCCCAUUUUAAAGACACACACACGUGGCUCCAGGCUGCCCUGCUGGGUCAGUGGCCACAUUAGGGCUGACGCUGGUCUCUGGAGGCUGAGCAGCCUCUGACUGCCCCUGGCUCCCACCCUUCCGUGGUCAUGAGCAUCCUGUGCUCUUUCCUCCGGGGAGGAGAUGACCCAAGAGAACUGGCAGGGAGCGGGCCCAUUUUCCAUUUCUGGGGACACCCAGCAAUGGCGGGCCUACAGGGGAGGGCACAGUAACAAUUCUGUGGGUAGCUCUAUUUUCAGGGGUCAUGGGCCAGAGCAGGACGGCUGUAAAGUCUGCCCCAGCCCCCACGCCCAGGCGCCACUGAGAGAGGAGUCUGCCUUGACUGGCCGCUGGCACUGCAUGACCCGAGAGCUGAGUCAGAAGUGAGCUCAGUCAGGGCUCAGUUCCAUGGAGGCCUCGGGUCUGCUCAGUACAGAGUGUCUGGCAGGGAAGACACUGGGUGUGGGCACAGCUGGGUGCUAGGGAGCACCCAGUGUGAAGGAGGAGGUACAAGGCUGGGCCCGAGGCAUAUAAACAUUUUUAUGAUCUUGGAGAUGGGUGAAAGGAAGGGUAUUUUAUUAGAGGAACAGCACAUAGAUGGGGAAAGAGAAACCUCUUAAUCUUAAAGGGACAUGUGCUCAAAAACAACAACAGAAACAGUAAUAGUUUAUUUUCAUAUAAUCCUUCCUAUAUGACAGGCCUUGUACCAGCAUUUUAUGUGUAUUAGAUUGUUUAAUCCUCAUGACUUUAGGAGGUAGGGUAAGAUUUAUUAUUCCUAUUUUACAAAAGGGAAAACCAGAGCAAGCAGAUGUUAAAUAACUUCCCAAGGUCACACAGCUGCUAAAUGUCUGACCUGGGAUCUGAACCCAGGUGACCUGGCUCCAGUGUCUGUGCUCUUGGCCACUCUGCCAUCUGGAGGCAGGAGGUAGUCAGCAUUUCACAGCUUCUGGGUUUCCAGUUGAGACUCUGGCACAACAUGUGCCAUUUCUCACAUGUCACGUAAAGCUCAGGCCCUUCCUUCAUAUGGGGACUUCUCAUGGCAGGCCUGUGUGCAGAGGUGCCUCUGCUGUCUCCCCACUUUACAGAUGAGACAGAAUAGCCCAGGCCCGUGUCAUCUCAAACCCCCAUGUCCUCCUCCCCCUUCCCCUCCCCUCCCCUCCCAGCCCCUCCCCACUCCUUCUCUGCAUGGGUUCCCAGGUGUAGGCAGGAGUCUCCACUAUCUCUGACCCUCUGGGCAAUGGUGCCAGGACCCCUUGUUUGGGGGAUGAAAAAGGAAGGUCAGAGGGUAGGAGGGUGUGGCCUGGGUGUGGGAGACAGGAGGAGGAGGCUCAGGGAGCCCUAGGUGAGGUAGUCUAGGAAGGCCCUCCGUCUUCCCCUGUGGGACAGACAGUGUUAAGAUGAACACUGAUGUCAAUCCACAAGCAGAGAAAAAACCAGGGCUGCAGCGCCUCCAAAGUUUACGAGCUGAUGUUGUUUCUGUAAACUCUUACCUUUCAUUCCCUAUUUCAGUGUGGCCCACCAGUGGCUGUGCAUGUCGCUAAAUCAGUGUCAUUUGACUCAGUUGUAGGUUUUGCUUGAUAACAGCACCAAUCUCUAGAUGCACCCAUGAUAGGAUUCCAUGCAGGGUUGAUGCUCCUGAGGUCAGUCCAGGUCCCAAGGAAUCGGGAGAUGCCAGCAGGUUUAAAAGCCACAGGGUGCCAGGUCACAGGCACUUCGCUGAUCAUCUGGGUCUCAGACAGCGUACUCACUGUCUGUCCAUCUUUCCCACCUUGUCGAAUAUCGGUUUAUCUAGCUGUGAUUCAUUUCAACCCAUUAGUUGUGUGUUGGCUGCAUGGCCAGUGCCAAACACCAUGCUGGGGACCGGGGUUGGAGAAGUGAACCCUGUGAAUCCCACUGGGGCUCUCGGCAUUCACGCCCUCCUUACCAAACACCACAUCUUUCCCCUUGGUAGCCUGGCUCUCUCACUCUUUUCUGCAUCCAUUGAGCAUCUACUGUCUCCCAGGCCCGGUGCAGCCUCUGGGGACACAGAUUGGAAACUGGUGAUCAGAAUACACGUGUGGAAAAAUUCCUCCUAGCCGCCUUGCAGAGUGGAUUGGCAGGAGGCAGUUUGGAGACUGAGAAGAAUGAUAGGAGGCACUUGUCAUAAUUCAGCAAGAACAGACAAGGCUGCAGAAGGUGAUUGGAACAGGCAAGAAGCAAAGGGGACACACUGCAAAGAUAAUCAGGCCACGAUGACAUGUGGGUGGGGCAGGGCAGGGACAUCUGCUUGAUUUGCUCCCUGGCAAUUCCAGUGGGUAUGGGAACAGGGACUUGGACGUGUGGGGAGGAAGGCGGAGGGGAGGAGCCCGGUGCAGAGCCUGGUUCUUUGCCCUGACUCACCAGGCAAGGCCCUCCAGAUGCCUGUGCCAGGCUUCCCAUCAGGAAAUGGGGCCACCAGGCUUCUGCUGCCACUUCAGAGGGUCUUGUGAGCUGAUGGUAUGGAAGCAUUUGAAAAUGUAUCGUUAAUGUUUUUAACAGAACAGUGAACCCCGCUUGCAUGCUCUCGGGAGCUCUUUCUGCCUCAUUCUGCCUGACUCUUCCUCAACCCUCCCUCAGGGUAUGGUUGGAGCCUUGGCUGCUGCCUGGAGGGCCUCCUCCUGGGCACCCCUGGGUCUCAGAAGCUCCUCCUCCCCCCCCACCCCACACACACACACACACACACAGAGUUCCUCUGUUCUACAGCAGCCUUUUAGCUGCUAAGAUGCUCUCUGAUACUGAAUACGCCUUUGUUUCAUUUUGUGUGUAGUUUCUCCAGUCUGCAGCACAUUUGAUAAUUCUCUUGCUUGGCCCUUACAUCCAGUCCAGGUCUCUGUACCCUCCUCCCCAGAAGGCCUUUCAUCCUCCCCAUGCACCCCACUAUUGCUCCCAUCCCUAACCACUUCCCAGACUUUACUGGGGAUGAGCAUCCCAGGCCUCUCACUGAACAUCCCCCUGCUCACCUCCUUAGGGAACAGAAGGCUUUUUUCCUCUGGCCACAUGGCUGCCUCUGGUUUCUGGCUCCUUUUUAAGCCCGAGUCCACCCUAGUGAGGGACAGCCUUUCACAUGUGCCCGGGGGAGCCUGUCUGCCCUUUUGAUGCUUGACUCUCAGACCCCAGCCUCUGCCUCCCCUCCACUUCCCACCAGCUCAUUGUCUGCUGGUGACCCGGCUGAUCUGGGGAAUGCAGCUCCACCCUCCCUGCCUGGAACCCAGGCAAUUCCCAAAUUGGGUGUGCAGCCUCUUCCUUCCACUUUCUCUCUGGUACCUACCACAGCUGAGACCAGUGGCCCCAUGCUAGUCUGGUCAACCUGUCCCCUCUGCCAGGAGCUGCAGCUACAGAGGCAAAUGCAAGACCUGUCACUGUCCUCAGGGAGGGCACAUCUGGGACAAGCCAGGACUAAGAUGCCCCAGGACUCCACUCCAGACCUGCCCUCACUCUUACACCUGGUUUCUUUUUUCUUUCCCCUCGAGGACACUGUGGUGGUGGCGGCUGGCUGCAGGGGGUGGAGCCAGGAAGAUUCUGGGGAACAAGUCUCGGGAACUUGGCUCUCCCUCGGUGCCCUCCCUCAGACCUGUGUCCUGCGCCCCUCCUGAUUCUCAGACAUGGCGUUCAUGUCCAUUUCUCUUCCAGAGGAGUUCCUGCUGCUGUAGCUAUGGCAUCCUUCAGAGCAGGGCCCCUUAGACACGUCUGCUGGAUCCCAUUAAUAGAAGAUGCCCCCCAUUGUCACACACACCGCUAUUUCAUGUAUUGCUAGGAAGGAAAAACACACUGUCGAUCACACCGUGACACGGCAUCAACUGUAAGACUUGCUGCUGGCAAAUGACCCUAGUGGUUUAAGUCCAUGGCAAGUCUGGAAUGGCAACCCCAGUGCCCUUCGUGAGUUCCUGGAUGAGCUACAAAGACAAGUGCAGGCAAUGGGAGCUCAAGAGGUCAACCUGUCGUUUCUUCUCCCUGGCUCGAGUCCCCUGUCCCUUCCACUGAUCCCUCAGGGCUGCUGCUUCCCCUGUGGACGUGGCCAUUUGGAACUUGGCUGCUGAAGGCCAGGGCCCCAGACAGUGCCAAGUGAGAUGCCCAGCCUGGGUCUUGAGCUGUUCUGGAUCACAAGGAGCCCCCCAUUCAAGAUGCCUGCCAUUGGGCUGGGGAAGUACAUUCUGUCCACACUGCUGGAGAGUCCUUCGGGGGACCCUAGGGAAGCCAGAAUACCUCCCUUCUGGGGCCAAAAGCACCUUUCCAUGGACUAAAGUGGAGGCAGAGCUGCCUCUGAAGGGGAAUUGAUUUUUGCUUCCUGUGGCAAGUGGGCAGACAGGCCUGGUCUUGGGGGCCCGGGGCUUGUAGAUACCCUGUGCCCACCCAUGCCCUGUGAGCUUCCAGAGCUGCACACCUAUCCUUUUCCCUGUGAUCAGAAGUGGACAGAGAUGCCAAGGCCCCAUAACCACCCAUUGGUCACUCAUCUACCAACCAAGCACUGCUGUCCUCCUGGUGCGAGGAGCUCGGCCGCCUGCUGCUUCUCCGACAUCAGAAGAGCCGCCAGAGCGAUCCCCCCGGGAAACUCCCCAUGCAGCCCCCCCUCAACUCCAUGAGCUCCAUGAAACCUACUCUGUCGCACAGUGAUGGGUCAUUCCCCUAUGACUCUGUCCCUUGGCAGCAGAACACCAACCAGCCUCCCGGCUCCCUCUCCGUGGUCACCACGGUUUGGGGAGUGACCAACACAUCCCAGAGCCAGGUCCUUGGGAACCCUAUGGCCAAUGCCAACAACCCCAUGAAUCCAGGCGGCAACCCCAUGGCGUCAGGCAUGACCACCAGCAACCCCGGCCUCAACUCCCCACAGUUUGCUGGGCAGCAGCAGCAGUUCUCAGCCAAGGCUGGCCCUGCUCAGCCCUACAUCCAGCAGGGAAUGUAUGGCCGGCCCAACUACCCUGGCAGCGGGGGCUUCGGGGCCAGCUACCCUGGGGGUCCUAAUGCCCCUGCAGGCAUGGGCAUCCCUCCACACACCAGGCCACCUGCUGACUUCACUCAGCCAGCAGCUGCCGCUGCGGCAGCUGCAGUAGCAGCAGCAGCAGCCACAGCCACAGCCACAGCCACAGCCACUGUGGCAGCCUUGCAGGAGACACAGAACAAGGAUAUAAACCAGUAUGGACCGGUCUGUUCCUCUUUCCAGAUGGGUCCCACCCAGGCGUAUAACAGCCAAUUCAUGAACCAGCCCGGGCCGCGGGGGCCUGCCUCCAUGGGGGGCAGCAUGAAUCCCGCAAGCAUGGCGGCUGGCAUGACACCCUCGGGAAUGAGUGGUCCUCCCAUGGGCAUGAACCAGCCCAGGCCGCCCGGCAUCAGCCCCUUUGGCACACACGGGCAGCGGAUGCCCCAGCAGACCUACCCGGGCCCCCGGCCCCAGUCCCUUCCCAUUCAAAGCAUAAAGAGGCCCUACCCAGGAGAGCCCAACUAUGGAAACCAGCAAUAUGGACCAAACAGCCAGUUCCCCACCCAGCCAGGCCAGUACCCCACCCCCAACCCCCCACGGCCACUCACGUCUCCCAACUACCCUGGGCAAAGGAUGCCUAGCCAGCCAAGUACGGGGCAGUACCCACCCCCCACGGUCAACAUGGGGCAAUAUUACAAGCCAGAGCAGUUUAAUGGACAAAAUAACACCUUCUCGGGAAGCAGCUACAGUAACUACAGCCAAGGGAACGUCAAUAGGCCUCCCAGGCCAGUUCCUGUGGCAAAUUACCCCCACUCACCUGUUCCAGGGAACCCCACGCCCCCCAUGACUCCUGGGAGCAGCAUCCCCCCAUAUCUGUCCCCCAGCCAAGAUGUUAAACCCCCCUUCCCACCUGACAUCAAGCCAAAUAUGAGCGCUCUGCCACCACCCCCAGCCAACCACAACGACGAACUGCGGCUCACAUUCCCUGUGCGGGAUGGCGUAGUGCUGGAGCCCUUCCGCCUCGAGCACAACCUGGCCGUCAGCAACCAUGUCUUUCAUCUGCGGCCCACGGUCCACCAGACACUGAUGUGGAGAUCUGACCUGGAGCUGCAGUUCAAGUGCUACCACCACGAGGACCGGCAGAUGAACACCAACUGGCCAGCCUCUGUGCAGGUCAGCGUGAACGCCACGCCCCUCACCAUCGAGCGUGGUGACAACAAGACCUCUCACAAGCCCCUGCACCUCAAGCACGUGUGCCAGCCAGGCCGCAACACCAUCCAGAUCACCGUCACGGCCUGCUGCUGCUCCCACCUCUUCGUGCUGCAGCUGGUCCACCGGCCCUCUGUGCGCUCCGUGCUGCAAGGCCUCCUCAAGAAACGCCUCCUGCCUGCAGAGCACUGCAUCACAAAAAUCAAGCGGAAUUUCAGCAGCGUGGCUGCCUCAUCAGGCAACACGACCCUCAACGGAGAGGAUGGUGUGGAGCAGACAGCCAUCAAGGUGUCUCUGAAGUGCCCCAUCACAUUCCGGCGCAUCCAGCUGCCUGCUCGAGGCCAUGACUGCAAGCACGUCCAGUGCUUCGACUUAGAGUCGUACCUGCAGCUGAAUUGUGAGAGAGGGACCUGGAGAUGUCCUGUGUGCAAUAAAACUGCUUUGCUCGAGGGCCUGGAGGUGGAUCAGUACAUGUGGGGCAUCCUGAACGCCAUCCAACACUCCGAGUUUGAAGAGGUCACCAUCGACCCCACAUGCAGCUGGCGGCCAGUGCCCAUCAAGUCGGACCUACACAUUAAGGAUGACCCUGAUGGUAUUCCCUCCAAGCGGUUCAAGACCAUGAGUCCCAGCCAGAUGAUCAUGCCCAAUGUCAUGGAGAUGAUCGCAGCUCUGGGCCCCGGCCCGUCCCCCUACCCACUCCCGCCUCCGCCUGGGGGCACCAACUCCAGUGACUACAGUAGCCAAGGCAACAACUACCAGGGCCAUGGCAACUUUGACUUCCCCCACGGGAACCCCAGUGGGACGUCCAUGAAUGACUUCAUGCAUGGGCCCCCCCAGCUCUCCCACCCCCCGGACAUGCCCAACAACAUGGCCGCCCUCGAGAAGCCCCUCAGUCACCCCAUGCAGGAAACUAUGCCACACGCUGGCAGUUCUGACCAGCCCCAUCCCUCCAUACAACAAGGUUUGCACGUCCCACACCCCAGCAGCCAGGCAGGGCCUCCAUUACAUCACAGUGGGGCUCCUCCUCCUCCUUCCCAGCCUCCCCGGCAACCGCCACAGGCCGCUCCCAGCAACCAUCCACACAGCGACCUGACCUUUAACCCCUCCUCAGCCUUAGAGGGUCAGGCCGGAGCACAGGGAGCAUCAGACAUGCCGGAGCCUUCGCUGGAUCUCCUUCCAGAACUCACAAAUCCCGACGAGCUCCUCUCAUACCUGGACCCCCCCGACCUGCCAAGCAAUAGUAACGAUGACCUCCUCUCUCUCUUUGAGAACAACUGAAGCCCACCCCUCCGUCGGGGCCAUACCCCCUACUCUGCCUCCUUCCCUGUCUGUCCCACACACACUUUCCCGCUGGGAGCCUGUGCCCUCCGACCGCCCCUUCUGCGGCCUUCUCAGAGCAAGGGGGCGGGAGGGUGCGCUGUGAAGGCUGUGUGGAUCGGGAGCCCACGCCCAGAGCAGGCCGUGAAGAAGACCCUUGUCAUGGGGAGCUGGCCUCCUGAGAGGCAUACGCUGAUGACGGCUUCCUGGUCCCUCUGUGUGUGCUGAUUCCAAAAGACCCCGUGCCCCCCAGGUUCUACCAGUUUCUAAACUGUGACCCUGCCUCCCUACUUCCUGGCCCAGAGCCUCCUUCAAGUGACUGUGCGCCUGAGAGAAGGCCCCCCCGAGACCCAGGCGGGCCCUGAGCCUUGGAGGAGCAGUGACGGUUGACGGCAGUGAGAAUGGUCUGCCCACCACCACCACCACCCACCACAGAAAAGCACAAACCUCUGGGAAAGAGAACUCUCUCAUGGGCCAAGGACAUCACUUUGACCCCUGACCUCUAAGCCAAGAUAACCCUGUAAAUACUCUCUCUCAGAAAGCAGAGAAAAAGGACAAGAUUCUGCAUUCGAGAGAGGGUGUGCCAUUCCUGCUUGGGGAUGGGUGGGAAAGGGGAUCAGGGCCUCCUCAGAGCCAGGGCAAUGCAGCAAGAUGGCUUCGGGACCUUUGGACUGAGGCCAGGGCCCGGCUUUGAGGGGCAGAGGAAGAGAGAGCCCACCUGACAUUACUGUGCCCUUAGUCAGGGGGCGAGGGAUGCCUCCAGCCAGAGUCGAAUGGGAACGGCAACUUAGAACUUUGCUCCAAGCCACCCCGUUUUUAAACACAACUUAAAGCUAUGAAGUCAUCUGGAGAAAAGGAAUGUUGGACUUGGACAGCAAGCAAACCGUUUCUCUCCAUUUGUUCUGUUUCCUUCUUCCUGCUCCCUCACCUCUCCAAGACUGUUACUAGGGACACCCACUUCCCUCUGUCCCAGCUCCCCUUUGUACACCUAGACGGCAAGGUAGGAUGGUGGGAAGGCAGGGGAGAUGUGGGCUCAGGCGCAUGCAAGGGCAUAGCAGCAGGACCCAGGCAUCAGCAUGUCUCCUGCCCCCUUGUCCAUCUGUCUCUGCUCAAGGCUGCCCCCAGCCCUGGCCCAGUCAGGCAUCACAUGUGCUGGGAUGGACCCAAGAGCAUCCUGUGGUGUUUGUGGCUGCCUCAGAUGCCCCACCUGGCUGGCAGCCUUUCCCUCCCUCUGUAUCCCUCUGCCCUCGAAAGCUCACCCCACACUCCUGCUCGCUCAGGCAGAAGCAGCCUCUGGUUUUCCCUCCACUGCUUGGCUCCAUCUGGCCUGCUGUUCUUGGAGUCUCCUGGGUAGCUUGUGUGUCUCUUUUGUUUCAGGCUCGUCCGUGCUCCCCUAAGCCGCAUGGCCUGUGCUGCUGCUGGGCUGUCGGGUCACUUGAGUCACAUCUGUAAAAUCAUUGCCCCCUUUUCCACUGCUGCCUGGGGCCUCUCCUGCUCUCCCAUUCACUGUCCGUGUUCUCAGUCUCCGUCUCCCUCUCUGUGGCGGGUGGUCCCCAGCACUCCUCUGGAUUUGACCAGAACGGUGACCCCAGCUGUUGACCUCCAGUCACCGUACCAGACGGCCAGCACAAGGUUUUCUGUAGGACAGCUGCCAUUGUCACCCCCACGCCCCGCUUUUUUCCUUUGUCCUAUUGUCAAGGUUUUUUCAAACAGUGUGGUGUUCAGUAUGCAAAUCAAUUAUUUUAAGAAUUGCUUUUGUAAAUAUCUUUGUGAAUAUUUUAGUAUCGUCUUUGAUAAUAUUCAACAUUUUCAUGACCUGGUUAUAGCCUUUGCUGGUGUUUUUAAAAUACCUUGACUCAAUGACAAAAACAGAGUCUUUUUUUAAAAAAAUAACAAACAAAAACAAAAAAGCAACCAGGGCUGUUUGUACAGAUGAUGGGGCAAAGAGCGUGGGUGGCUGUGCCGUGACUCAGGAGACCAGGCCGGCCACUGUUUGGAGCCAUCCCCAGUCGGCUGGUGGGGACAAAAUGAUGCCAGGUAGCAUGUGGCCAUCCUUGCUCAGUGGCCGAUAGCCCCGGCAGGUGGUCACACUGUGUCGGGCCAUCUGGGAAUGUUCCGCCCAAACUGACUGACAGAUGCCUUCCUUAGAAGUUCCUGCUUCCUGUCGUGCUACUUUGUCCCAGAAAGGCCUGGGGUCCUCCUGGUUCUUACCGGGAGUCCCCACUCUGCUCGCUGACCUACUCCCAGCUUUCUGGUGCAGAGGGUCAAUAUGCUCCCCACAGCCCAGGUGCCAGGAGCCAUGGGCUGGGCACCUGAGGCAGGUUUCCUGGGCCCCCUCGCAAGCGAGCCUCCACCAGCAAGUUCGGCAAAGAGCUUUCCUGAACCGUGGUGCCUGAAGCCCAUGCUCUGGGGGUGCACUCUUCCAGAGUGAUUUUGGCCAGGGGGUAAGGGAGGCAUGAAGGCGUCCAGGGCUGGAACAAGCCCCAGCUGGUGACAGAUUCAGGUGACAACAGCCUCCCCAAGCAGGGUCGGUUCUGAACUCUGGGGAGAUGCUUCCCUGAUCCUUUCGGACAACUACUUGGAGCCAUAAGUAACCUCAGCAAAAACGAGGCCUCAGCAAACCACUUCUCCAUGACGAGCAUCCACCCCAGCCAUAGGCAUAUGCCUGUUGCCUCUCCACUGGGUGGGUAGGGCGCCGGCCGGCAGGCAGGAAGGCCCAAGUACAGGCAAUCACCCCAUCUUGGUUUGAAGCUUUACCCAGGUAUGUUCCCUGUAGCCAUUUUAUUUUUUUUUUAAGAAACUUCUAAUCAUUUCUCCCUAAUGGAAUCCCUAACCCCCCAGAGAGCUACACAUCUGCUCCCUCUGCCUGACCCAUCCAGAUAGGGCGACGUCAGCAUCAGAGACUCAAGGGACGUGUGUACAUAUGUAAAUGAGAAAUAGAGACAUGUUAACAGAUGCAUUCAUUUUCCUUGGAAUGUGUAUUGUUUUUAUUUUAUGGAACAAAACAAAACAAAAAAGGCUUGAACUCCAUCUUAACAUGGAAAAACUAGAUCCUGUUCGUUAGCGUCUGUGAGGUCGGUCUCUCCACAUUUGUCUCACUCAUGUAAGAUACUCUGACCCUGUGUGCAAAGGAGCUUUUGUUCUGUUUUGUUGUUAUUUUACCUACAUGUACUAUUUAGCUUCAGUGUACUAGUCCUGCCACCUGUGUAUUUUUAGGGUGCUAUGGAAAUAAUGAAAAGAAACGGGGAUUUCAGAAGAAAAUUGUAAUCAAAUUCAUACUUUGUAUAAUUUUUGAUAUCAUGACUGCAGGUGAUUCACACAUACCCAUAAACACACCCACAGUGCAGCCUGAAGUAACUCCCACAGAAACCGUCGUCGUCUUUGUACAUGUAUGUACAAUGCAACCAUUUCAUACUUCAAACUGGUCAGAAAACUAAUUGUGAUUUCUAGUCUUGCAAAGCUGUAUGUAGUUAGAUGAUGUGACAACUUCUAAUAUUUAUCUAAUAAAUAUGUAUUCAGAUGAAACCUGUA
Equus caballus (horse) is the source of this 14107-nucleotide messenger RNA. It is a transcript of the gene ZMIZ1, whose product is annotated as zinc finger MIZ-type containing 1. Gene Ontology annotation, biological process: regulation of transcription by RNA polymerase II; protein sumoylation. Gene Ontology annotation, cellular component: chromatin. NCBI's taxonomy places the organism in Eukaryota, Metazoa, Chordata, Mammalia, Perissodactyla, Equidae. Gene Ontology annotation, molecular function: SUMO ligase activity; zinc ion binding. The record is from RefSeq and is a predicted model, not a curated record.